GGCUGAAAGGGUUACAGGUGAUGUCAGUAAUCUCUCUCUUUCUUUCUGUCCCUCUCUCUCUCUCUCUCUCUCUCUUUCUAUCCUGGUUCUCCACCCUGUCUCCCUUCCCUUCACUUCUUUCCCCUCCCUCCCUGGUGUCUUGGGGGGUGGGUGCUGUGUGUGUGUGUGUGUGUUGGUGGGGGAUGGUGGGUGCUGUCUAGAUGUUUGAAUUGAGAUGGCUGCAGAGAACAGAGGGGACUUGAGCCAGACUAGGAGCACGGCGACUGCCCCAGCCAGCAGAGACAUGCCCCUGAAAAGCGUCAGCAACUCGGUGUGUAGCCCAGCCAGCAGCCUGAUCAAUAGCCUGAUCAAUAGGCACCCUGCCAGUGCCAAGCCUCCUGCCAUCCCCAUGAAGGACCAGGACGCGAUCAAACUGUUCAUUGGACAGAUCCCGAGGAACCUGGAGGAGAAAGAGCUCAAGCCCCUGUUUGAAGAAUUUGGCAAAAUCUAUGAGCUGACGGUUCUGAAAGACAGAUACACCGGCGUGCACAAAGGAUGCGCCUUCCUCACAUACUGCUCGAGGGAAUCUGCGUUGAAAGCACAGACUGCACUACAUGAGCAGAAGACGCUGCCUGGG
Molecule: messenger RNA, 616 nt
Organism: Rhincodon typus (whale shark)
Lineage: Eukaryota; Metazoa; Chordata; Chondrichthyes; Orectolobiformes; Rhincodontidae
Product: CUGBP Elav-like family member 4
Exons: 2
Molecular function (GO): RNA binding
Source: RefSeq, a predicted model, not a curated record